Messenger RNA from Amaranthus tricolor (Joseph's coat), 1010 nucleotides. RefSeq names its product methyl jasmonate esterase 1-like. Gene Ontology annotation, biological process: jasmonic acid metabolic process; salicylic acid metabolic process. The transcript has 3 exons. Gene Ontology annotation, molecular function: methyl jasmonate esterase activity; methyl indole-3-acetate esterase activity; methyl salicylate esterase activity. Bases 147 to 1010 code for a protein of 287 amino acids. The record is from RefSeq and is a predicted model, not a curated record. Lineage: Eukaryota; Viridiplantae; Streptophyta; Magnoliopsida; Caryophyllales; Amaranthaceae.
AUGACAAUUGCUAACCACACAGAAAAUCUAAUGCCAGAAACCAUCCACAUCGCUAGCCACAGAGAGCACCACCACCUUACUAUCAACACAUUCACUCAAUUUGCCACUUAUUGAUUUCACACACUAUUUGUUUCACAAAAGCAAAUAUGAAGAGAAAGGCGAUCACAGUAUCUGUCAUCGCGUUUCUCUUCGUUGCUGCAAUAUCUAAUUCCGAUGAGCACAAUCCUCAUCGUAACACAACAGUCUCGAACACCAACCAUUUCGUGCUAGUUCAUGGGUCGUGUUUUGGGGCAUGGUCAUGGUUUAAACUUGUGCGGUUACUGAAAUCUGCAGGACAUACAGUCACUUCUAUUGAUUUAGCUGCUUCUGGUAUAAAUCUUUUGCAUGCUAAAGAUGUUCAGUCCUUCUCAGAUUACUCUAAGCCUUUGAUGGAUUUCAUGGAAUCUAUCCCUUCACAUCAAAGGGUGGUGCUUGUUGGACAUAGUUCAGGUGGGACUGUCAUAUCACAGGCCAUGGAGCAUUUUCCACACAAGGUUUCUGUGGGUGUGUUUUUAUGUUCUGUAAUGCCUGGUCCAUCCUUCAAUUCCUCUGCAAUUGCUAAAAUGGUGAUGAGUAGAUUGGCUCAUGAACUGGACAACACAUUUACAUAUGAUAAAGGUCUCAAUAGUCCUCCAACAGCCUUUAUCUUUGGCCCUAAGUUCUUAUCACAAGUAGUAUUUCAGUAUAGCCCACAUGAGGAUGCAGAUCUAGCAACAGUGUUGGUAAGACCAAAACCGUUGGUGAGUGUGGAUGGUUUGGUCCUUACAAAAGCAAAGUUCGGAUCAGUGAGAAGAGUUCUCAUUUGUGCUGAGCAAGACAAGAUUGUAACACAAGAUGUUAUUAAAGAAAUCUUACUGAAAAAUCCCCCAAACAAGUUUUUCAACAUAAGGAAUUCAGAUCAUAUGGCUAUGGUUUCUCAGCCUAGACAACUUUUUGCUCAUUUACUUAGUAUUUCACGAGACUAUUCUUGA